This is a messenger RNA of Caretta caretta (loggerhead turtle), 2409 nucleotides long. RefSeq lists its product as uncharacterized. Gene Ontology annotation, molecular function: DNA-binding transcription factor activity, RNA polymerase II-specific; RNA polymerase II cis-regulatory region sequence-specific DNA binding. The record is from RefSeq and is a predicted model, not a curated record. NCBI's taxonomy places the organism in Eukaryota, Metazoa, Chordata, Testudines, Cheloniidae. Gene Ontology annotation, biological process: regulation of transcription by RNA polymerase II; anatomical structure development.
CUCAGCCCGCGGAGCCGGCGGCAGCCCCGCACCAUGGCCCCGGCGCCCCGCAGGAAGCAGCCGGAGCCCCGCCGGAGACGCGCGCUGGCUUUCAAGGGGGACGGGGACCCACAGGAGACUGAGCUGAGCCAGGGCCCCAGCCCCACGGCUGCCCUCCUGCCAGCGCCCGGAGACCAAGGCGGGGCUGCAGCCGAAAUGCAGCAGAGACGCAGCCAUCCGGACCCCAACCAUGGUCGGACUCCGGAGCCCCCCGGAGCCCUGGCGCCAUGGCCGGGUGCCCCCCCCUGCGAGUGCGGAUCUCGCCCCUUCGUCUGCCUGAGCCCGCGCACCCGGCUCCAGCCCCAGGGGGCCCUGGGCGGCCCGGCCCAGCUCAGCCGGCCCCCAGCGCCCCCCACCCCCAGCCAGACGGAGACACGUCGGUUUGGGUGCCCGGCUUGCGGGAAGGGCUUCAAAUACAAACACCACCUGAAGGAGCAUGAGCGCAUCCACAGCGGCGAGAAGCCCUACGAAUGUGCCACCUGCCAGAAGCGCUUCUCCCAUUCGGGCUCCUACAGCUCGCACCUCAGCGCCCACCGCUGCCUGCUGCCCGCCCCCGACUCCCCGGCCCCGUGGGAGAGCCGCCCAUGUGCUGCCAGGCCCCGGGGGGGCCAGGCGGGGGGCUGUGGGGCCUACGGCCCGGACCUCAGCUCCCUGCACAGCCCCGGCCCGGCCCGGCCCCUUCCGGGCCCCCCUGACCCGGGAAUGGAGGGACCCAGGGACACCAAUGUGCCAGGGUCUGGCCCUGACCAGGCCCCCCCCGAGACCCCCACCAUGGAGCAGCCGUUGGACCUGUCUCUUCCCAAGCCCAGCCCGGUGCCCUCGGAGGAGCCCCCGACCCGGCUGCCCUAUGAGCCCCUCUACAUGGCCACCUCCCUCUUCCCAGCCUUCCUGCCCAGCACCCUCAGCCAUCUCCUCCCGCACGGGGCCCCUCGGCUGCACGGGAACCCGGAGCUGCCGGCCCCCCAGUUCCUGCCUUUUCUGCUCUACCCGUAUGGGGCGGAGGCAGGGCCGGCACUGACCACGGGCCACUGGGAGCAACACGGGCCUCUGGGAGCCGGCGGGGCUGGGUGGCGCCCCCUGCAGGCGGGCAGGGAGCCGGGGGGCAGCCGGAGGUGGCUGCGGAGGACCCCCGAAGGGCUGUAUCUGUGUGAGCUCUGCCCCAAAACCUUCCGGAAGAGCAGCUCCCUCCUGCGGCACCAGUACGAGCACACGGGGAGACGCCCGCACCGCUGCCCGCUCUGCCCCAAGGCCUUCAAGCACAAGCACCACCUGGGGGAACACGCCCGGCUGCACUCCGGGGAGCGCCCCUUCCAGUGCGCCCGCUGCGCCCGCCGCUUCUCCCACUCCGGCUCCUACUCUCAGCACCUCAACCACCGGCAGGGCUGCUGCCGGGCCUGGGGCGCCCCCAGCCCCCGCGGGGAGACCCCCGUGCCCAGCCACGCCCCCCAGGGGGAGACCCCAGCCCCCGCCCCCCGUGGGGAGACCCCUGCCCCUCUCGGGGAGACCCCCGUGCCCAGCCACGCCCCCCAGGGGGAGACCCCAGCCCCCGCCCCCCAAGGGGAGACCCCCGCCCCACACGGGAAGAUCCUGGUCCCCGCCCCCCAAGGGGGAGACCCCAACCCCCUGUCGCCAAGGUGACACCCUCCCCUCCCCCCACAGGAAGACCCCAGCCCUCGUCCCCCACCGGGAGACCCUCGCCCCUACCCCCUGUCACCAGGGCAACACCCCGGCCCCCAUCCCCCACAGCAGACCCCUGGUACUGCCCACAGUCUCCAGGGCGACACCCCGGCCACCAGCGGGCGACCCUCACCCCCACCCCUGUCCCCCGCAAGGAGACCCUGCCCCCCGACCCCUGCCCACUGUGGGCACCAGAACCUCAGGGAGACCCCACCCCACCACUGGCCCCAGGACUCGGCCCCGGGGAGAUGCUGCUCCCCACCCCCUGCGACUCCCCCAUGUGUCUGCAGGGGGGUCGGGCCACAGGCCAGGGCCCCAUCAGCGCCAGGUGCCCUCAGGCCCGGCCCCUCAGCGCCGGGCUGGGCAGCUGGGCAGGCACGUCCUGGAGCUAGUUGCGGCUCCCUGCCCCUCUGGGCGGGCACCAUGGGCACCCUGCCCCAGAGCCCGACGUUGACGCUGCUCAGCAGAGCCUAGUGGCAAAGCUUUCCUGCCCUCCCGCUGCCCCCCCUCCCCCCCGACCUGUUCCCGGGGCACCCAGGGAGUUUCGCUCUGCAGCCCACGAAGGAGCCCAACAGGAUGUGUGCGCGGGGGGGGGGGUCUGAUUGUAAACUGGUGAGAGAAAUCAAUAAAUCAAUAACCACGCCCCCUCGGCAUGGCUGGGUCCCGUGCGGAGCGGGGCCAGUGCCCGCAAGA